Dermatophagoides pteronyssinus (European house dust mite) is the source of this 1289-nucleotide messenger RNA. RefSeq names its product carbohydrate sulfotransferase 12-like. Gene Ontology annotation, cellular component: membrane. The record is from RefSeq and is a predicted model, not a curated record. Lineage: Eukaryota; Metazoa; Arthropoda; Arachnida; Sarcoptiformes; Pyroglyphidae. Gene Ontology annotation, biological process: carbohydrate biosynthetic process. Gene Ontology annotation, molecular function: sulfotransferase activity.
AAUUAAGGUCUGAUUUCAAUUAGCAACGAUUGAUGACGUAGUAUUUGAUUACAAAUGAUGAUCAAUAAUGAAAUUUGGCUUUUGAUCUUAAUGUUUAUCAACAUUGAUAAGCAACAAUGUCUACAGCUUCAUUGACGAUGAAUGGAAAUUCAUUGGUUUUUAUAUCACAGAAUCAAAUAAAAUCUCGACACUAUUCAAUUCAAAGGUUAAUUAUAUUUAUCGCAUUGUUCAUUACGAUAGUUAUCUUUUACAUGAUGACAAAUUAUUUGGAUAAAAGUCGUUCAUCAUUUUAUCGUGUUGAUUAUCGGCAUUAUCCUCUGAAAGAAUUGACAAAACGACAUAUGGAAAAGAAGAAAUUAUAUCCUAUAUUUGGGAAUGUACAACGACCUUUACCAUCGUUGAUGGUAAAACCGUUAAGAAAUGCUUCCCGAUCACACACUGUUCAACAGAUAACGGAAGAAAAUCUGAAAAAAUUAUUUAAGAAAAUAGCUUCAACUACAAUUAAACAAUUGUUUUUAUACUUGGAAAAUCAGAACUUAUCCUCCAUCGCUUUGAAUGAUACGAUCGAUCGAUCACCAAUCGAAUCUGUAAAUAAUUUAUCCAACUUUCAUUUCAAAUCAAAUGAUCAAUUGUAUCGAAUAUCACCGACAUUUCUGGUGCAUUCACGUGAAGCACAGUAUUAUAAGGCCAUAUUUGUUCGGCAUCCAUUCGUAAGAGUUGUAUCAGCAUUUAAAGAUAAAGCUGAACGACAACCGGAAGAAGAACAGUUUUUUUAUGAACACUACUGGAAUCCUUUAUUGGAUAAGCUUCAUGGAAAAAAACGAGAUCCAACACUUCGUGUAACAUUCAAAGAAUUUAUAGAGGAAUUUUUACUACCCAAUGAUCCAUAUCAAUAUGAUGAACAUUGGGCACCUGUAUGGACUCGAUGUGAACCAUGUUUAGUUCAUUAUGAUUUUAUUGGAAAACUUGAAACAAGCGAAGAAGAUUUUCGUAAUUUUAAAUCCCGAGCAAAUGACAAACUAAUUAAUGUUACAGUAUGGGAAAAUCUAAAUGAACAAUUUAGUUUCUCAAUGAAAAACAAUGUUUCGUCAUUAAUAUUAAAAAAAUGUCAACGACAACGAUUAAAAUAUGCUGAAACUAUUCAUUAUUUAUCACUGCUAUCACCAAAAUCAUUGAUUGAGCUAUAUAAAAUAUAUUAUUUAGAUUUCGAAUUAUUCGGCUAUACAAUCAAUGAAUUAUUCGAAUCGAUUACCAAUUAAAAUCUUGUAAAUUAUUUUAUUCAAUUUGAA